AUGCCGGGCGACACGGAAAACCCGCGGAAGCGCUCCAUGACCGACGGCUCAGAGAACCAUACGGAUGGCGAGCAGCGCCACAAAUUUCUGCGGCAGCAUUCCCAAGGUGACAGACUCUGUGUUGGCCCCCUCCACCCAGACCUGGUGGUGGCUGAGACGCCGUCACCCGAUGCCUCCCAUCACUUCUGCCACUAUACGCCCAAAUGUCUUCUUACCGUUCAUAGGGGACAGUCUGGCACAUCCGGCCGGUCUACUCCCUCACGAUAUGGUGAGGAGGGUUGGCAUGAAGGUACCACCAAGACCACCAUCAGAGCCGAGAAUGAGGUGGAGGCAAACCGAGAAGCCAACAACUACAAGUUUGGCUUCAGAAAGUGGAAAGGCAAUGUCACCGAGAGGCCCCUCGAGGACCGGUCCGAUGUUGUGAGGGAGCUCCACUCUGAUCUCAGCAUUCUCAAGUCUGAACCAGGCUCUGUGGUCACAUGUGGGAACGUAGCCUAUGUGUUUUUAUUUGGAUGGUGGCUCUCCUUCAUCUACUUCCUGAUCUGUCCCGUGAUGUUCAUGACUGUCUGUGGCGCUCCCUAUGGGAAACUGUGCUGGAAGUUGACGGGGUACUUCAUUUGGCCAUUUGGGAAAUCCAUAGAGAAGGCUGGCGAUGGAGAGAAAAGGUGCUGUUUGAAGAUCCCCACCUGUGAGGUGAUCCCCGAGGAGGGAGACAGUGAGGACAGCGGCGACUUCACCACACCAAAGGAGUCUGCUCCCCUCCUAGUGUCUUCGCCUGUCCCCAUUGAAGUGCCUGUCCCGGCAAAAAAGCCCUCCAGCCAUUGGUGUCGCUUUAGCACCUACGUGUGGCUGUUGUUGGGUUACCCUCUCCUGGUUGUGGCCCACUCCUUGGCCUGUUUGAUGGCCUGGCUCCUGGUCUUCACCAUCCCUGUAGCCAAGAUGAACGCCCGCACCCUGGGCAGCAUACUCCUCAUGCCGCCAGAAGAUGUUCACAUCCACACAAUUAAAAAUGACCAAGGCUGUGAACAUAAGGUCCUCCUAUGCUGCUACCAUGCCUUCAACAUCUACUACUACAAAUACACCGUCCAGGGGAUCAACAUCUUUGCUCUCAAUCUGCUUCCAUUUGUAGCAAUCACUCUGCUCAUUGGCUACUUGGAUAAAGGCAACCAUUACACCAGUGUGGAGACCAAGUUUGCCCUAGCCAUUGCUUCCAUCAUUCCUCUGUCCUAUUACAUUGGCAUGGGAAUUGCCAGCAUUUCCGCACAGAGUAACUUCGCGGUGGGGGCGGUGGUGAAUGCUACUUUUGGCUCCAUCACAGAGAUGACCUUCUACAUCACAGCCCUGCUCCAAGGCCAUCGUGCCGGAACCAAGUGUUAUGAGGAGAUUGUCAAGGCUGCGCUCGCUGGGACUCUGCUUGGCUGCAUCCUCUUCAUACCCGGUAUCUGUAUGAUUAUUGGGGGCAUUAAACAUAGAGAGCAGCGAUUCAACAGCCGGUCAGCGGGGGUGAGCUCAGCCUUGCUCUUCAUAUCUAUUGGGGGUGUGUUUGCUCCCACCCUCUUCUCCAAGACCUAUGGUAGUCUGGUGUGUGAAGGCUGCACCAACACCCAAGGCAAUACUAGCACACCCUUCAUCUGUAAAGACUGUCACUACGACACGAUUGAAACCAAACAGCAGUUGGUGCUCUCCCAUAUCGAGCCCCUGGUGUACACCAUCUCUGUGCUGCUGCCUGCUGCCUACCUGAUCGGCCUCAUCUUCACACUAAAGACCCACUCUCACAUUUAUGAUAUCCAAAUCAGUGAUGGCCACGGGGGCCAUGGACAUGGCCAUGGCCACCAUGUAGUCCACUGGUCCCGAUGGAGGGCUCUGGCAGUGCUAAUCAUUGCUACGCUCCUGAUGGCUGCCUGCGCUGAUCUCACCACUGAGAACAUCCAGCCUAUCCUGCUUCACUCCUCCAUUUCACAGUACUUCAUUGGUGUCACAGUGCUGGCCAUGGUCCCUGAGCUACCCGAGAUUGUCAACGGGAUCCAGUUUGCCUUGCAGAACAACAUUAGCCUAAGCCUUGAAGUGGGAAGCUGUAUAGCUGUACAGGUUUGCAUGAUUCAGAUCCCCCUGCUCAUCCUCUUCAAUGCAUUUUAUGAUGUGGGUUUCGUGCUUGUGUUCAGUGAUAUCCACCUCUGGGCCAGCAUCUUCAGUGUCAUUCUGGUCAACUACAUCUUCAUGGAUGGGAAAUGUGACUAUUUUCAGGGUACAGCUCUUGUGGUGGUCUACCUCAUCCUUCUGGCUCUGUACUUCUUUGCACCCUCCCCGCGCUCUUGUUGA
This is a messenger RNA of Lampris incognitus (smalleye Pacific opah), 2319 nucleotides long. It is a transcript of the gene cax1, whose product is annotated as cation/H+ exchanger protein 1. The record is from RefSeq and is a predicted model, not a curated record. Gene Ontology annotation, cellular component: membrane; endomembrane system. Gene Ontology annotation, molecular function: calcium:proton antiporter activity. Bases 1 to 2319 code for a protein of 772 amino acids. The transcript has 20 exons. Gene Ontology annotation, biological process: intracellular calcium ion homeostasis; calcium ion transmembrane transport. NCBI's taxonomy places the organism in Eukaryota, Metazoa, Chordata, Actinopteri, Lampriformes, Lampridae.